AUGUUGCGUUCUCAUUUUGAGUUCGCUUGUGUUCUAUAUAUUAUCUUUAUCUUAUCCGUAUUAUCAGUAUCGUUCAAUGAUUUUUGUUCAAAUGAUUUAUCUUGUCAUUAUCCGUUGAUUUGUUCAAACUCAAGUAAAUGUAUUUGUCCAAGCCCAUCAUCAUUUUGGAAUACGAAACAAAAUUCAUGUUUAUCUUGUCCAUCAGGAUGGAUAGAAUGGCAACAUGAAAAAUGUCUUUUAUUUAUUAUGCCAUCAAAGAAUGAUUUUACAUAUGAAAAAGCAAGAAAUAGUUGUUUAACAUAUUCAUCUGAACUACUACAUAUAGAUAAUGAUGAAGAUUUUAUGAAACUUCAAUACAAAGUAGAUGAUAUAGAUUGGAAAUUUCUAAGUGAUGGUGUUUGGAUGAGUAGAGAAGAAACCAACUUAUUUGAAUGGUGUGAUACAGGUUAUGAACAUAAUCAUCUCCUAUGGAAUAGUUGUAUUCGUCUUAUGAAAAAAUAUCCGGACAAGAAUAAUGUCACUUCGUUUUGUUUAAGAUAUACUCAAUGUAAUGAAAAUUUACCAUAUAUUUGUGAAAAAUUAGCUGAAACUCUUGAAGUCAAUAAUACGAUAAAUAAUUUUGCAAUUAUCGAACGAGCUUGGUCAGCUCUGAUUGGACCGAUCAUUAAUUUGGCUGGAAAUCUUUUCGGGUCAAGUCAACAGCCAGCACCAGAACCACAACAGCCAGAAAUACUUCUAGCUUCAUUUAAUGAGUCAUGUUCUAAUAAUUUUUCAUGUAUCAAUCCAUUAAUAUGUUCAAAUACAAAUAAAUGCCUAUGUCCAAAAUCAUCAUUAUUUUGGAAUUAUGAAGAAAACGAUUGUUUCUAUUGUCUACCAGGUUGGAUUCUAUGGGAAAAGAAUCAUUGUGUUUCAUUUGCUGUACCAUCUGAAAAUGGUCUUUCCUAUAAUCAAGCAAAUGAUAUUUGUCAUUCAUUUUCUGCACAACUCUAUCGAAUACAGAAUAUAGAUGAAUUUAAAAGAUUUGAAUUACAAGUAAAUGCAUUAUUAAAUAGUUCAUUUUCAAGUGCGAUCACACUGUUUUUUCGUCUUGGAGCAUGGAUAGAUAGUUAUGAUAUUAAAGAACUUGAAGAUGUUUGGUGUAAUGAAAAUAAGGAUAAUUCUACUUUUGAUUGCGUAGCUAUAAGAAAAGAGAACUCAAAAAAUGGUUCAUUAUGCUUACGUCGAUUAAAAUGUCAUGAAGAAAUGUUAUUCAUUUGUGGUAUGGCAGCCAUUUCUGAAAAACAUAAUUUGAGUUCUCGAUUUACAAAUCAACGAAUUGCACCAAUUGUUGGAGCAUUAGCACCUAUAGCUAUUGAUUUAGUUGGUAAUUUAUUGGUUGGAAAUAGUAUGUAUUUAAAUUUAAUUUUUUGUAAUAAUCUUUGCUGUAUUUCUGAAGAACCACCACCGCAACCAACAGGUCCACAACAAAUUAUCAUUCAACAAGAAUCUUUACCACAACCACAAAUUGGUGCGCAAGAAUCAUCAUCAGAUAAUACAUUACUCAUUGUUGGAUUGAUAGUUGGUGGUAUUAUAUUAUUUCUAAUUAUUUGUGGUGCUUUCGUUGCAAUAAUCAUAUUUACUGGUUGUAUGACACAGUCUUCAUCUACUCGACAAGUUAAUCAUCGAUCAAGUGUUGAAAGCGGUUAUACUUAUGGAUAA
Molecule: messenger RNA, 1698 nt
Organism: Adineta steineri
Lineage: Eukaryota; Metazoa; Rotifera; Eurotatoria; Adinetida; Adinetidae
Source: the annotation of a GenBank genome assembly